Messenger RNA from Exophiala bonariae, 861 nucleotides. RefSeq lists its product as uncharacterized. The transcript has a single exon. NCBI's taxonomy places the organism in Eukaryota, Fungi, Ascomycota, Eurotiomycetes, Chaetothyriales, Herpotrichiellaceae. Bases 1 to 861 code for a protein of 286 amino acids. The record is from RefSeq and is a predicted model, not a curated record. Gene Ontology annotation, molecular function: acetylpyruvate hydrolase activity.
AUGGCAUCGACUUUUUCUUGUCUCGUCCGCUUCAAGGACUCAAAUGGAAAGGUCCAAUAUGGUGAUGUCCCCAGCGGUCCCGACGACUUGGUGGGCAAGACUGCAAACGUACUGUCUGGGGAAGAACCAUGGGAUUUGAAAGCGACAAAGGAGACGGCACAGAUUGCAGAGGUUCUGUCUCCACUAAAGUCCACCCCUCUUGUGUAUGGCGUCGGCCUGAACUACAAGAAGCAUAUUGAAGAAGCAUCAUUCCCAACGCCCGAAUUCCCUGUCAUUUUCACAAAACCAGGAGACUCGCUGGCCGGACCAUACGAGGAUAUCCCAGUCGACCCACGAUGCGAGCAGCUAGACUACGAAGGCGAGUUGCUGAUCGUGAUUGGCAAGGACGUUCUGAACUUCCGAAAGGGCGAAGAUCCACUGCCAUACGUGCUGGGCUACUCGGUGAGCAACGACGUGUCAUCGCGAUUCUGGCAGACGCCGCAGAGAUGCGGCAAUCAGCACGGGAUGGCCAAGUCGUUCGACAAGUUUGCGCCGAUCGGUCCCGCCAUUGUCAGCCCGCAGAGUCCUCUCGUCAAGGACAAGAUCCAGGACGGUGCUCCCAAUCUCCUGCUUCAGACUUUCGUCAACGGAGAGUUGCGCCAGGAGACCAACACGGACGAUCUGCUCUUUAGAACCAGCGAUCUGCUGGAGUAUCUUAGCAUGGGCCGGACUGUCAGGAAAGGCACGAUCAUCAUGACGGGCACUCCGAGCGGUGUUGCCGCGUUCAUGAAGCCUCCUGCCUGGCUGAAGAAUGGAGAUGUUGUGGAAAUCAAGAUUGAGGCUCUAGGGUCGAUCAAGAAUAAGAUGGUCAUCGGCUCAUAG